Histoplasma mississippiense is the source of this 1455-nucleotide messenger RNA. RefSeq lists its product as hypothetical. The record is from RefSeq and is a predicted model, not a curated record. Gene Ontology annotation, molecular function: phosphatase activity. The coding region runs from base 1 to 1455 and encodes 484 amino acids. Gene Ontology annotation, biological process: dephosphorylation. The transcript has a single exon. NCBI's taxonomy places the organism in Eukaryota, Fungi, Ascomycota, Eurotiomycetes, Onygenales, Ajellomycetaceae.
AUGCGCUCCCAGCCCAUUCAACUCUCCUCGGCGAUGUUGGCCCUGGCAUCUCUCGCCGUUUUUGGCCUGCAGGCUUCUGCAGAGACAGUAUUGGGAGUCUAUGUCUUUGCCCGCCAUGGAGACCGCACGUCAAAAUCUACGCCUCCCACCGAGUUGACCACUUUGGGCUACCAGCAGGUAUUCAACACCGGCUCGUACUAUCAUAAUCGCUAUAUCGCGGCUUCAUCCGACUCGCGCAUCCUCGGUAUAAGCCCAGACAUUGUACAACCACACCAGCUCCUAGCAUCUGCACCCGAAGACGAAGUGCUGCAGAAAUCUGCUAUUGGGUUCUUGCAAGCUGUCUACCCGCCCGUUGGCAAUGUUGCCACUUCCACUCUUCGCAAUGGCACUGUCGUCGAGGCUCCUAUGAACGGGUAUCAGCUCAUUGCUGUCGAGCAAGUGUCAACAGGCGGCAACAGCGAGAAUGUCGCCUGGCUGCAAAGCGCAACCAAGUGUCAAAAAGCCAAGAUCAGCAGCAGCGAGUACCGUCAAUCGAAGGAGUUUCAGGAGCUGUUCCAGUCGACUGCCGGAUUCUACAAGUCCGUUGCACCCAUGGUGGAACGGACAUUUCCAGAAUCAAAGGUUAACUUCGGGAAUGCGUACUUGGUCUUCGAUCUCCUUAACGUUGCCAGGAUCCAUAACACAACCGACUCAUUGCCGGAUGACAAACUGCCGUCGAAGGAAACAUUUACCCGUCUCCAGGACCUGGCAAACAUAUAUGAAUUCAACCUUGCGUACAACGCAACCUCCCCUAUCCGGGCAGUCGGUGGCUCGCUCUUGGCCGGUGAAGUUCUCUCCAGCUUCAAUGAGCUAAUCGACACGGCUGGUGCGAAGGCCAAACUCAGCGUCCAAUUUGGUGCCUACGCUAUCUUCCUUUCCUUCUUCGGCCUCACAAAGCUCGCAGAGACGAAGCCUGAAUUCACUGGCAUUCCGGACUACGCGUCCAGCAUGGCAUUUGAGCUGGUGACCAACGCGACGACCUCGCCGUCUGGUCCAUUCCCCAGCCGAUCCGACAUCAGUGUCCGCUUCCUCUUCCGCAAUGGCAGCGUACUCCCCAACUCCCCCGACACGCAGCCGGCCGCAUACCCACUCUUCGGUCAAUCGACAACGCUCAUGCCGUGGUCUGAAUUCGAGUCCAACAUGAAGCAGAUUGCCAUUUCCUCAGAGGAGGAAUUCUGCAAGGCUUGCAGCGCGACUCCAGAGCGCUGCGCUGCCGGAAGCGGCGCGGAUGAUGGCCUAAAUGCAUCUUCGGCUGGUUCUGGUAGCAGUGGUGACCUGUCCAGAACGGAGGCUGGUGUUGUGGGUGCAUUUGUGGCUUUAGCCGUCAUCCUGGGGCUUCAGGGACUUGCAUUCCUGUUUGGUGGGUUUCGCCUUGUUACGAAGAAGGGCUUCACCGAGGUUAAAGGAGAUGCAUAA